CAGUUCUCAUGGUCGACCCUUUAACUCCGUGCGAAAACAAAAGACAGGAUCAUUUUAUGUCCAACGCUUGUGAUAUUAAAAGUUGAAACAUCAUAAAAGGGAUUUAUGACAUCUCAUUUGAUUUCAAGGGAACUGAGAAGGGUAUGCUUGAAAAGAAAACGGUCAAGGCAUGGAAAGUUGUUAAUUUUAUCCCUUUCAUUGGUUAAUUUGAAUGACUUGGAAAGUUGAAGACCCCAAGUGCAACCCAGCUCAACCGAGGGACAGAAGGCUUUUUAAGGUUUCUCAAAGGCGCAAAUCAAGGAACCCAACAAACUGUAUGUGAAAGGCUAACACAUAAAGCCUCAUCUUCUCCCUCUUUUUCUUUUUAAUAUCAACCAACCCUUGCAUUUUCAUUAUUACUUCUAUACUUUUCCCAACAUCUCAAAACAACACAACCUUAAACCUUGAACACUAGUCCAAACAAAUUUCCCCCUUAACACAUAAAACCAACACACUCCUCCUAUACUGAUAGGAAACAAAGCUAACCAACCAACCAAACAUUAACUACAUGGUUUGAGAAAAACACACUUCCAAGAAGGAAGAAACAACACAACAUGAUCCCAGCUUGUUUCAGCCAACCCAACACACCUCCCAGUUCAAGCACCGCUCAAGCGCCCCAAAACCUGGUAACCUGCAUAUACCAAACUCAACUUUGCAACUCCCUCACCUACCUCACACUCACCUGGUUCAGAACACUUCUCUCUCACUCUUUAACCAUUUACGCUCCUCACACCUUCUCUAUCACCAUCACUCUUAACCCUUCAACCUUCUCCUUCUUCCGAACACGACCAGGAGCCAAAUCCAUAUACCUCACACGCCCUCACAAACGUUCUCAGAAAAUUAAACUUUACUGGGACUUCUCUGGAGCACUGUUCAGUACUCGAAACUCGGCUGAGCCCGACUCAUGCUUCUACCUUGCAAUCUGCUGCAAUGGCAAGGUUGAAUUCUUUCUGGGUGAUCUUUUUCGUAUUCUUCCCUUGCAGCUUUCAACUCACCAAACGGGCGACCAAACUCUUGUGUCAAGAAGGGAGCACGUGUUUGGAAGCACCAGUUACGUGUCGAGGGGUGAGUUUAUGGGUUCCAAACGUGAAAUAGAGAUUGAAUUAUGCAGUGGAGAAGUGCUGAGGGUGAAAAUGGAUGGUCAGGUUUGCUUGGUGGUGAAAAGGCUGGCGUGGAAAUUCAGAGGCAACGAGAAAAUCUUCAUCGAUGGUGUUGAAGUAGAGUUCUACUGGGACGUGUUGAGUUGGGUGGUUGAUAGUGAAAACGGCAAUGGCUAUGGUGUUUUUGUGUUUCAAGUAGGUGAUGGUGGGGCAGUGUGGCCUGAAAUGGUGGGGCCAGAGAAGAAGUUGAUGAAGAAGAGGUUGGUGGGACUCACUAUGGCGUCGUCAAUAGCGACUCUAUCGCCGUCAAACUCUGGUGUGUUGCAGUGGACGGAGGAGAGCAGCGAUGGAGGAAGGAGCUCGUCCUCUUCAUCAACUAGGUCGUGUGGAAGCAGUAACGGUGGUUUCUCUUUGUUACUCUACGCUUGGAGGAGAGACUGAACUCUGAAAUUUUGUAACAGGAUUGCUUCAUUGUUCUUUGGCAUAUUCAUGACUUCACUUAUGAAAAUCGAUUUUUAACUUGUUUCAAUUAAUGAAACUACUGUUUUCAUGAGAUUUCAACUUUGAAUAUUUUCCUGAAUUGUAGCACAGUCCUGUAUCUCAGCUUUCUGUAUAUCUUGUACAGUUUUUUUAUCUCUUGGGAAUUAUUUAUCUUAAGUUGUCUUCAAGUAGUAUGAACAAAAUAGCUCAAUGGUUAUCCGU
Vigna angularis (adzuki bean) is the source of this 1841-nucleotide messenger RNA. RefSeq lists its product as uncharacterized. The coding region runs from base 594 to 1580 and encodes 328 amino acids. Lineage: Eukaryota; Viridiplantae; Streptophyta; Magnoliopsida; Fabales; Fabaceae. The record is from RefSeq and is a predicted model, not a curated record. The transcript has a single exon.